Messenger RNA from Cynara cardunculus var. scolymus (artichoke), 1417 nucleotides. Its product is annotated as lipid phosphate phosphatase 2-like. Lineage: Eukaryota; Viridiplantae; Streptophyta; Magnoliopsida; Asterales; Asteraceae. Gene Ontology annotation, molecular function: phosphatidate phosphatase activity. Bases 278 to 1264 code for a protein of 328 amino acids. The record is from RefSeq and is a predicted model, not a curated record. Gene Ontology annotation, biological process: phospholipid metabolic process. The transcript is spliced from 8 exons.
UCUACCCCCAACGACAUAGUCGACCUCCCAUAACCGCUUUCCGGCGAGCGGUUUCCUUCCCCAUCUCAACCCACCGGCCACCACGCGUUCAUUGAUUUACAGACCGUCAUCUUGAUUCGACAAUCGUACAUUCAACGCACGCUGAGGUUUUGGGGGUGAUAUUGGGCCAAAUUUUAUCGAAUAAUCUUCCCGUUUGAAUUUUGAUUUUGACUGGAAAAUACUUUGCAGCAGAAGUUGAAGAAUACCAGUGCCCUGGAAUUUACCCUUUUUGAGGAAUAUGUAUCAGGAAGGCAGAGUUAGGGAGGUUAAUGCUGGAGCUUUCUACCUUAAGUCUCAUGGAACCAAGUUGGCAAGGAGUCAUAUGUAUGACUGGCUUAUAUUGGUGCUGCUUGGGCUCAUAGAGAUUAUACUGAAUAUCAUUCAUCCAUUCUAUCGUUUUGUGGGCAAGGAUAUGAUGGUGGACCUUAAAUAUCCAAUGAAGGAUAACACCGUUCCUGUGUGGUCCGUUCCUCUUUAUGCCGUGUUGCUACCUAUCAUUGUGUUCACCUUCGUCUAUCUUAGGAGGAGAGAUGUACAUGAUCUGCACCACGCAAUUCUAGGCCUCUUGUUUGCUGUUCUUAUAACCGGGGUUCUGACAGAUGCUAUCAAAGAUGCAGUUGGAAGGCCACGACCCAAUUUCUUUUGGCGUUGCUUUCCUGAUGGAGUCGAUGCUUAUGAUGUGUGGGGUAAUGUGAUAUGUCAUGGCGAAGAAAAGGAAAUAAAAGAGGGCCACAAGAGUUUCCCUAGUGGCCAUACUUCAUGGUCAUUUGCAGGUCUCGGGUUUUUGGCAUUGUACUUGGCCGGAAAAAUUAAAGUAUUUGAUCGUCAGGGUCAUGUGGCAAAACUAUGCAUUCUUUUUCUUCCUCUCCUUAUGGCAUCUCUUGUAGCCGUUUCUCGGGUGGACGACUAUUGGCACCAUUGGCAAGAUGUGUUCGCUGGCGGCAUUUUAGGUCUAGUUGUUGCCACAAUGUGCUAUCUGCAGUUUUUCCCAGCUCCAUAUCACUCGGAAGGGUGGGGUCCGUAUGCUUAUUUCCGAGCGUUAGAAGCGUCAACUUUAGGUGCAAGAGUAGUUCGGCCUGUGGCUGAGGUGGAUAUGCAAGCGAUGGAGAUUCCAGAUAUAAACCAACAAACGAGGCAAAGCGGGAGCAAUGGGUUCAGGCAGAUAUCGCUCUCUAACUCGCAGCAACAUGAUGUAGAAUUUGGAAAAAACGUGACCUUUGUAUAAGAAGCUUAUCCAUGUUGCAUGCCAAUUCCUGUAUAGACUUUUUAUCUGUCUUAAUUGUUGUACUAGAUGGAAAAGUAGGGGCAUUGUCGCUUGUAGAGACAAUAACACAUCAUCAUCUUCUUUAUGCAUUAUAUGCUUUCAACCUCUGAUUUA